Molecule: messenger RNA, 4686 nt
Organism: Ambispora gerdemannii
Lineage: Eukaryota; Fungi; Glomeromycota; Glomeromycetes; Archaeosporales; Ambisporaceae
Source: the annotation of a GenBank genome assembly
AUGAAAUUAUUUCGUGCAGAAACCGGAAAACGACUUGCUGUUCGCAAGUCUAUAGAUGGACUUGACACUCUAAAAGCAGAACUAGAGACAAUUUCUGGCAUUCCAAGAGCGUCACAAAUAUUAAUGACGAGUUUCGGAAUGGAAUUAGUACCGGAUAUGAUGGCAGAAGCUACACAGGCAGAGGGAAAGGAUGAAUAUAUAAUAUUUCUGUUUAACCGGGAGCUUUUAGACGCUAGCGUAAAAAAUGUUGAUUCUCUCAGCGAAAAUCCUAUAUUGGAGACGCCUGUAAUUGCAUCAGCUGCAGCUGCAGCUCGUAAAAAUCCUACAAAAUUACGUAGGACCUGGGAGAACGUUAAUCUGACAGAAGAAUGUGGUGAAUACAUAAAAUUGUUUCAAGCACUGCAAGCUCAAGGACAGUCGUACGUACGAUCUGCAGGAACGCAUGCUGAGAUAUGUGAGCGAUUCUAUCAAGAGCAAAGAGUGCAAUUGAUGGCACUCGGUGUCGCUAUGACGAAUCUUAAUUCUCAUAGUCGUUCAAUUGCAGAAGCUCAUCAGGACUUCUACACAUAUGCCGUUAAAGAAAUUUCUAAGAAUGAUCAAAUAAUCAAAAGUGUUCCCGAGAAUUUUGAAUUAAUGCGGCGGAUAACAAUACAUCCAGAACUACUGAGACUCUUGAGAAAAGAUUCAAAACUAACACAACAGCCACCUUAUGUCUUGAUAAAUUUUGUUGAUGUGGAUGAAUUAUCAGCAUUAGCUAAGAAAGGACGCGAGGUUUUUGAGCACCUUUCGAAACAAGUUUCUGAUCUUGAUCAAAAUGUUCGAUUGGUGCAAGAAGGCACUGAAAAUUUGCAAAAGAAAUCAUUUAAUGGACAUUUUCCAUCAAUGGAAACUCAAUUGACAAAAGUUCGCGAAUUAUUCGAAUCGAUAAAGAAAUUCAGUGAGACGCUGGAACGAGAUUUGGAACGUGUGAAAUCCAAAGUGGCAAAUCUUUUAAAUCCGAGUAGCUCGAAUAACGAUACCAAUGUAUCAUCAGCAGCUAUAAAAACUAUCGAGGCAUUCGAGCAGCUCGCAUCUAUUCAUGCACGCGACUACAUACCAGAUAUGGAAAAAAGGGAUCAAAACAUUCGCGAGCAAGUAAAGAUAUUUACUCGGUGGAAGAAUACCUUCACAGUAACACUAAUAUCCAGUCUUCAAGAAAUAUCAAAACUCGAGUCUUCUUUGGCUCGAAUACCUAAUACGCUGUCCGAAUUGGUUACACAAAUACGUGAACAAGAUUAUAAACGGUUAUGGGAUGUACAUCAAAUACCGCUCGCUUACGGAAUGACUAUAGUAGAAAUUGUGAGGAGAAAAGAGUACACUAAACUGCUCCUUGAAAAGUCACAUGUCGUCGCAGAAGUAAUGGCACAUUUUCGCGAGCUAGAACAAAAACGGCGCGAUGUGUAUCGUCUUGAACUUAAGAAACAUGUGCCAUUCAAUCUACCAGCGCUAGACGAGAAUCCACCAUCAUGCGAGAUUUCAAUGCCAAAUAUUCGAGAUGACCAGCUCCCAGAAUUUUCUCGAGAAGAUAUUCAAGCAUUCUUGGACCUAAUCUCACAAAUGUCCUCACCACAUACAAAUCAACGGCCCAUAAGUCAACAGACUAAAUCCGUUCGACAAUCGCAAGCAUCCGAAGAUCCGUAUUUAGCAUUGCAAAACACGCUGAUCAAAUCUUUUGGACAACUGGAGGGGAUGAAUGCUGACUUUCAACGGAUUGUCGAGAAAAGAUCUCGAACACCUACUUCUUUAUCACCAACUAUGCAAUUAUCGUCAGUUGGACGACGCGAAAAGCGUAACAACCGACAAAAUAUGUCCGAGAACGAUGCCUCGUUUGACUAUAACAACUCUAACUUUGAUCUGUUGCUCAUGGAAAAAACGAAGCAGCUCGAAGGAGCUGAAGAAAAGUUAAAGGCAUACGAAUCGCGUAUAAAAAGCCUCGAAAAUCUACUACAAACAAACUAUAAAGCAUCAAAAUUCACAACGCUUCUUCCCAACCCAGAUCCGUCUCAAGAAAAAGCGUUUACAACUACACAAGAACUAAGCAACCUAAAAUCUACACACGCGGGCGUUCUAAAAGAAAAGGACAUUCUGGAGAGAAAGACAAAAGAUAUCGAGGCGCAUUUUCGAGAAAUGGAGUCUCAGUAUGGACAAUUGACGAAGGAUAAAGGUGAACUAGAAGCGAGGUAUAAUGGUAGUGUUAAAGAAAAAGAGACACUCCAAAAUCGUGUCUUUGAUCUAGAAAAGAACCAACAAGAAAUGGCUGGUUUACUAGAAGAACUGAAAAAAGAAAAAGAAGCAUUGUCUAGAAGAGCUAUUGAAAUGGAACAGCGAUCACAAAAUCUGGAAGCUUCGCUUACUGAGGUCUGCAAAGAUAAACAGAAUCUUGAGAAUAUCUAUUUUGAUACGUUGAGAGAAAAGGAUGCAAUCGAAAAACAAAAAGAAGAGCUUGAGAAGCGGUGUCAGGAUGUUUCCAAGGAAAACAAUACCAACAGAAAUACCUUCCAGGAAUUGGAAUCGUACAUUGAAGAGCUCAAGGACUUCGAAUCUAAAUCUUCUUCGGAAAUCGCUUCCCUCAAAAAGGUGAUCGAAGAAAAUGAAAAGUAUAAUGAAGAAGCGAAACAGACCGAAGCGAGUUUGCGUGAAAAAAUACAUAGCUUGGAGAUAGACUUUGCCCAAACAGAGCGUAUGUGUGACUUGCACAAAGAGAAAUGGGACGAAGCAAAUGUUGAAAAGAAAAAAUUCGAAAAAAUUAAAAAUGAAUUGGAGCAGCAGCUGGCAGAUCUUCAAAAUAAUAUGCAGAUAAUGAAAGAAGAUUUCGAUCAGCAGUAUGAUAAGUUGCAUGAAGGACACGAAACGGUUAAAAAGGAAUUGAUGGACAAAAUCCAAAAUCUUGAAGAGCGUUAUGAGAGUAUGCUGUUGGAAAUGCUUGAUAAAUGUGAAGAACAUAAGAAAGAAUGCGAGAAGUAUGAAAAAGAAAUCGAAAAUCUUCAAGAAGCUUUGGAUUUGGCAGAUCAAGAUUGGAAAAAAACGUUGGCGCGAAAUCUUAGUGAAUAUGAAACACAUCGCGAUCAGUUGCUUGCAGAAAUCGAACUGUUGAAACUCAAGGCAAAGGCUGAAAAAGAAGCUGAAACUCAGACAAAAGAAGAACUUAUAAAAGCACAAGAACGAAUUGUCCAGAUCGAAAAUGAUUUGAUGGAUUUGAAGGCCGAAAACACAGAUUACCAAGAAGCUCUUCGAAAGAGCGAUAAACUCGUCAAAGAGAUAACAGAAUCCAUACUACAGAAUCUGCCAACUGUAGUUUCAAAUGUCGGCAGUUCCUCUGAUUCUGAACAGAUCAUGCCCUCGUCUUUAAACAUCAACCCAAUAAAAUUAAUACGAAAACUCGGGAUCGCUCUAAAUCUACUCAAUAAGGAGUUUCAGGAACAACGUCAGUCACUGGAGGAUACACGUAGAGACUGCGAUGGACUAGAAUCUGAUAUGAAAGAACGAACAACCUAUGCUCGUUUACUAAGUAAAGAACUAUGGGAAUACUACAGCCACAUAAGAACUCUAAUGAGUGAUAUGCAAGUAGCUAUCCCAAUAAGUCUGAACAUAAGACCUCCAUUCGAAAAGAUUUCCGAAUUAAGCGAUGACGAAAGAUCGAAAUCGCCUGAACCGACGCUUUCGGAUUCGUAUCUUGCUGAAGACUUAAAUCAGUUCUUCAAUAAUUAUACUUACAAUGAUGACAAUCGAGAUCAAGAAAACGAGUGGCCUAAAGAUAAAUAUGAAUUGUUGAUCACAUUGGCUCAAAAAGUUGAUCUCGAAGAAGUACGAGACUUACUACGUCGAUCGCCAAAAGAGGCUGAAAGCUUGGCAAGGAAAUAUCAAAAGGGAUACAAGAAUUAUAAGGAAAAACACAUAAAAGCAUUGGCAGAAUCAAAGGAUAAGAUCGCCUUCCGAAACUUCAAGGUCGGCGACUUGGCACUUUUCUUACCGACAAGAAACUCAACAGCUAAACCAUGGGCCGCAUUUAACAUCAGCUUCCCGCAUUAUUUCCUACGAUCCAACGAUUCAAUUAACAAUCAAACGAAAGAACGAGACUGGAUCGUAUCAAGAAUAACUGGGAUGACCGAGCAUGUUGUUGAUAAAGCGGAUCCAACCUCCAAUCCAUUUGAUCUGCCAAAUGGAGUCAAAUUCUAUUUGUUGGAUGUUGAGAACUUGGAAAAUUCACCUCAGCAAAUUAGUAGCCAUCAUCGUCGACGAACUGAUUCGAUGAGGCUGGAGAAUACCCGAGACAACAGUCAAACCAUGUCGAUGAGUGGUAUAAAAUCAAUGAGCAGCUCUUUAUCGAAUUUGACUACAACUACUAUAUUCGAAGAUCUGUUCUCAACGCGAAGUCCUAGCUCAAGAUCAAACCCCAAGCGAACAACAGAUUACUCGGCACAACAACAGCCACUACGUACAUCUAACACAGACUAUAAUAAUACUUUUGCUAGUAGUGUUGACAAUAAUGAUAUCGACAACGCGCCACCAACUCCAUCUAAACGUCGGUCAUUCAUUGAUGCUUUGACUCCCAGCCGAUAUCUUUCGGUAUUAAGUAUGUCAUCACCAUCAAUAGCAUCUCCACCAGACGAAGAAACCGUGGAGAACUCAAUAUUCACCUAUCAAUGA